Capronia epimyces CBS 606.96 is the source of this 336-nucleotide messenger RNA. RefSeq lists its product as uncharacterized. The record is from RefSeq and is a predicted model, not a curated record. The coding region runs from base 1 to 336 and encodes 111 amino acids. NCBI's taxonomy places the organism in Eukaryota, Fungi, Ascomycota, Eurotiomycetes, Chaetothyriales, Herpotrichiellaceae. The transcript is spliced from 2 exons.
AUGCCGACAGACACCGCCGACAGGAGCGGACAGGCCCAGGCCCUCGACGCGGGCGCUGUGGCAGGCACCCAGUCCCUCCAUGCGGAGACUGCAUUGCCUGAAAACGCAAACGCUGACGCUGGGAGCCAGAAACAGGGCACAACUGCAGCGCCGUUGCUGAGCGCCCAGGGGGCAAUUGGCUCCCAGUUCACCGAGCAUGGAGCGAUCGGAGGCACGGCCCAGCAAAUCGGCGGGCCUUUGGACAAGGAUGGCGCAAUUGGCAAGCAUUUCAAAGGCGAUGGUGCCUUGGGCGGAACGCUGAACAAGUUGGUGGGCGGACAGCCACAGCCAAAAUGA